AUGGCAGCCCCUCACUCAUCGCUACCCCAUGUCCUCUCAGUGACGGCCUCGGCCUCGCAUAACUUCUCCAAGAACGCCGUCUCUUCCAUUACACUUAUCGCCGAUCUCGGUGUGGAAGGGGACUGUCACGCCGGCGAGACAGUUCAGCACCGCUCACGCCUCCACAUCAAGCCUCCACCGGCAAAUCUUCGCCAGGUGCACCUUAUGCCCAUAGAAGUGCUGCGAGAGAUCUGCGCAACAUUGCCGACUGAGGAGAUGAAGACGCAGCUCCUGGCGCCUGGUGCUCUAGGGCAGAAUAUCACCACGGAGGGUGCCGAUCUGUUGAGUCUCGGUGCUGGGACGGAGAUUCGUUUUGUUGGAGAUGGCGUGGCUGCGGGCGAUGAGGCGGUCAUUGUCCUCACGGGGUUGAGAAAUCCGUGUCCUCAAAUUGACAAGUUCCAGGCUGGAUUGAAGGACCGGUUCUUGGUUCGUGAUGAAGAUCGUCGCAUUGUCAGGCGGUUGGCGGGUGUCAUGGCUACGGUGAAGAAGGGAGGAGUCGUUCAGCCUGGAAUGAAGCUAGUUAUCGAGGAACCUCUACAGCAUAUCCCGUUGGAUGCGGUUUGA
Molecule: messenger RNA, 603 nt
Organism: Aspergillus thermomutatus
Lineage: Eukaryota; Fungi; Ascomycota; Eurotiomycetes; Eurotiales; Aspergillaceae
Product: MOSC domain-containing protein
Exons: 1
Coding region: 1-603 (200 amino acids)
Molecular function (GO): molybdenum ion binding; catalytic activity; pyridoxal phosphate binding
Source: RefSeq, a predicted model, not a curated record